Dentiscutata erythropus is the source of this 304-nucleotide messenger RNA. The record is from the annotation of a GenBank genome assembly. NCBI's taxonomy places the organism in Eukaryota, Fungi, Glomeromycota, Glomeromycetes, Diversisporales, Gigasporaceae.
AUGACGUUUUCUAGGUUGUGCGCUAUUGGUGAUGAAUUCGUCAUAAGUAAUACUAUAGCUGGUUAUGCUUGUUCUUCAUUGCAAGUAGUAAAUAGUGAAUUUAGUGAUUUAAUAGCCUUGUCUUGCCGUUGUUGUAAUUCUGUCAUGGAAGGAUACUGCCCAUCAUUUAUAAAACCUCCACCUACAAAAAUUCAACCUGUAUCUUCAAGAGAUUACUCGGUUACAGAAAAAAUUGCCCUAGAGAAAGAAAUAGAUCAACUACUCCUUCAGGAUGUUAUAGAGACUCUUCCAAAGGACUCUCCAU